GCCAUCCUUCCCCUAAUGCGGCCGCCGGAUGUCGCGCUGUGUCGCUCUUCUGGUGACGUAGUGUCGGUGACCGGCAGCGGGAAGAUGGCUGAGGGAGAGCGGGCGGCGGAGACCGGAGAGGCGGGCGGAGAGCGGUCGGCGGAGGAGCUGAAGGAGCAGGCCAACGAGUACUUCCGGGUGAAGGACUAUGACCGCGCCGUGCAAUAUUACACGGAGGCCAUCGCUCUCAGCCCAAAUACCGCCAUCUACUACGGGAACCGCAGCCUGGCCUAUCUCCGCACCGAGUGCUACGGUUAUGCCUUGGCCGACGCCUCCCAGGCCAUCCAGCUCGAUGCCAAAUACAUCAAAGGCUACUACAGGCGGGCAGCCAGCAACAUGGCGCUGGGGAAGCUGAAGGCGGCGCUGAAAGACUAUGAGACGGUGGUGAAGGUUCGCCCUCAUGAUAAGGACGCUCAGAUGAAGUUCCAGGAGUGCAGUAAGCUGGUGCGACAGAAAGCCUUCGAGCGAGCGAUCGCCUGCGACCAACACAACCGCUCCGUGGUGGAUUCUCUGGACAUUGAGGGGAUGACCAUUGAGGAUGAGUACACUGGUCCCCAGUUACAGAACGGGAAGGUAACUCUGGACUUUAUGGUGGAAUUAAUGAAGUUUUAUAAAGAUCAGAAGAAGCUUCAUAGAAAAUGUGUAUAUCAGAUCCUGGUGCAGGUGAAGGAGAUCCUGUCACAGCUGCCCAGUCUGGUGGAGAUCUCUCUGGAGAAGUCCCAGCAGGUGACGGUCUGCGGUGACACUCACGGCCAAUUCUACGACCUCAUGAGCAUUUUCCAUCUGAACGGCCUCCCUUCCGAGAGCAACCCUUAUAUAUUUAACGGUGACUUUGUAGAUCGUGGAUCGUUCUCUGUGGAAGUGAUUGUGACGCUUUGCAGCUUCAAACUGCUGUAUCCGGCGCACUUCCAUCUGCUGCGAGGGAAUCACGAGACGGACACCAUGAACCAAAUGUACGGAUUUGAGGGAGAAGUGAAGGCGAAGUACUCCACCCAGAUGUUCCAGCUCUUCAGCGAGGUGUUCCAGUGGCUGCCGCUGGCGAUGUGCAUCAAUCAGCGUGUCCUGAUCAUGCACGGGGGUCUCUUCUCGGAAGACGGCGUCACCUUGGAUCAGAUUCGAAAUAUUGAGCGGAAUCGGCAACCACCAGACUCAGGACCAAUGUGCGACCUUCUGUGGUCUGAUCCUCAGCCUCAGGACGGGCGAUCCACCAGUAAGCGGGGUGUCAGCUGUCAGUUUGGCCCAGAUGUGACCCGCAGGUUCCUGGAGGAGAACGGUCUGGAUUACAUUAUCCGGAGUCACGAGGUGAAGGCCGAAGGCUAUGAAGUGACCCACAAUGGCCUCUGUGUGACCGUCUUCUCUGCUCCAAACUACUGUGACCAGAUGGGUAAUAAAGGGGCGUACAUACAUCUCAGUGGAUCAGACCUAAAGCCCAAGUUCCACCAGUUUGAUGCUGUGCCGCACCCCAAUAUAAAGCCCAUGAUGUACGCAAACUCGCUGCUCCAGAUGGGAAUGAUGUGAGGAGGAUCUCGCUGCGGUGUCCGUGUGUCCGAGCAGCUGCCCCGGGCGGACUGUCAUAGGGGCUGUCCCAGUAUCUGCCCGGAGCCUGAUGGGCAAUAAAGAAACAAGAGGAAUAUUUUUAUUACUGUACCAGAGAGGAUGAGCGGUGGGGGCCGCGUGCGGUGUGUGUGCGACGUGUGACUGUGUGCGUGCCUGGGGGGUCGUGUCGGCUACAAACGCACAAUAAUCCUGCCAACCCCUCCUGUACCCUGUGUAUCUCCUCCAUUCCCCACCCCCUCCUGUGUGCCCUGUCUCCUCCAUUCCCCACCCACUCCUGUGUGCCCUGUCUCCUCCAUUCCCCACCCCCUCCUGUGUGCCCUGUCUCCUCCAUUCCCCACCCACUCCUGUGUGCCCUGUCUCCUC
Molecule: messenger RNA, 1959 nt
Organism: Bufo bufo (common toad)
Lineage: Eukaryota; Metazoa; Chordata; Amphibia; Anura; Bufonidae
Product: serine/threonine-protein phosphatase 5-like
Exons: 13
Coding region: 16-1557 (513 amino acids)
Cellular component (GO): nucleus; cytosol
Molecular function (GO): protein serine/threonine phosphatase activity; protein binding
Source: RefSeq, a predicted model, not a curated record